AUAGAUUUUAUAAUAACUUUAUUUAGGUAAUUUUGUAGAUGCUGUCUAAUCAAUGCAUUGAUUUUUUUGACUAUUAGGAUUAAUUAAUAAAAAAACACGACAGAUUUCAUUAAUACAUUGAAUUUAAUAAUCCUUGCAAAUUAGCACUUUACAGAUCAAUUGACGCAUCUAGACUCCAAUUGUUUCUUCUUCCCUGUUCACCGUUAUAGCUUGUGGUAUCUUUCAAGAUUGGUUCUAUAAAAAGUUCAUUCCUGAAGUAAGCUCGUUCUCAUCUGUCUGAGGCAGCCUUAAGAUCGAACGAUUUUUUUCCCACCCAAUCUUACAACCAUGUUUCAACCAAUGGAUCAAAUAUGCAGUUUUCGCAGUGAAUCAAAUGACUUUCAAAAAAGCAUUUUACAAAGUAAUGACGCUAGAGGAAGAUGAAAGCAUCGUGGAAUCUGAUGAUGAAGAAUCCAUAACUGUAAUUGAUCAAACUGAAAUUGAAAGGUGGACUCGGAGUGAUAAAAAUGAACCAGGUUAUCAAUCCGUUGCACUACAUCCCGAUUCAUCCGAAAAUGAGAGCCAAGACGAACAAAACGUUCCGAAGAUCAAAACAGUAACUAACCGAGAGGCUAACGAUGCUGAUCUCUGGCUGGCCAGACUGAUAUGGAGCACUAGUGAUGAUGCGCGCCCCUACCCCCUCCGAGCCGAAGUCUAAUACAUUUCCUACCUACCAAGUGCCUCAAGAGUCAGCCAUGAGGGGCAGCGCACCCCAAUCAGUACAACACAAAGUCGCUCGGGCAGCUUGGGGGGGUCGAGCCGACCCCCCGACCAGCCCCCUCGGCACCGCCCACGCCGGUGGCGCCACCCCGUCUGUGAUAACUGGCUCAAGUUGCCGUCCCGACGCGAUGACGAUUACACAUGCGCCAGGCGGCGGCAACUCUAAUGUUAAGAUGCAAUCUGUGACCGAUAACUGUCUUCUGAACUCUGUUACCGUACCAAAAAUACAACGUAACGGCCGUCACACGGCCACCCACAAUAAUUUAAAUAAUAAUAUAAAUAGCGAUAAGUUAGAUGAUAGUAAGUUUGGUGCUUUGCCCCUCGGACGAGACAUUCCCAACCAAAAGUCUGAUGACCUCGAAGUACUUGACAACCUUAGUGCACUGAAGUUAAUGCUUAACGUAAAUGGUUUUAACUGCGAUAACAACGAUCACGACAAAGAACGUAUCAACGGCGACUACGAUCAGGAUGCCGAUUAUUUGUGCAACAAGAUGCAGAAACUGCGCACAACUAACGAAGACGACGACCAAAACUUUGUGGGUUGUUACGCUCCCCUCAGGCUCAGGGGCGGCGGCGAGAGCUCACUUAGCACGGGCACUUCCGGCUGGGGCACGCCCCCGGCGCAGCAGGCCGGUAAUAACAAUGCGAAUAAUGCAAGCGGGUGGGGCGCGGCCAACCCCUCGAAUCAGAACAACGGGGGCACCCAGCAGUGGAACAACAAUGCUAAUCGACCACCGGCCUCCAACCAGGGCCAAGACGCCAACAAAUCGAAUACGAACGGACAACAGCAACAGCAACAACAACCCCCAACCACUCAGUCGAAUAAUUCGGGAUGGGGUCAGGCGGGUGCGAAACCGCCAACCGGCACCAACAACGGUCCCGCCACGUCUAGCGCGUCCACUAACAACGCGACACCGAACAACAACAACCAAAACAGUUCGACAACAUCGACCAAACAGCAACUCGAGCAACUGAACAACAUGCGGGAGGCCAUCUUCAGUCAGGAAGGCUGGGGCGGGCAACACGUCAACCAGGACACUAACUGGGACAUCCCGCCCAGUCCCGAGCCGCAAAUCAAGAUGGACGGCGCCGGGCCACCCCCGUGGAAACCCGCGGUGAACAACGGUACCGAAUUGUGGGAGGCGAACUUGCGCAACGGCGGUCAGCCGCCUCCGCAGCCGCAGCAGAAGACACCGUGGGGCCACACCCCUUCGACGAAUAUCGGCGGCACCUGGGGCGAGGACGACGAUACGACCGACAGUUCCAACGUGUGGACUGGCGUGCCUUCCAACCAACAGCAGUGGGGCAACAACGGCGGCAACGCCAUGUGGGGCGGUGCAGGAGCAGCGGGCGCUGGUUCCGGCGGUACCGCGCCGACUCCGGGUUGGGGCGACCCGCGCGCUUCCGAUCCGAGAGCCGCGGUGGCCGCGGUGUCCGCCAUGGACAUGCGGCCGGACAUGAGGGUGGCGGCGGCGGCGGCGGCCGUAGGAAAUCUGGACCCGAGACAGCUCGACCCACGCGAACAAAUGAGACACAUGACGGGCGGCGGCGACAUGCGGGGUGACCCGAGAGGCAUCACGGGAAGGUUGAACGGCGCGGGUGCCGAAUUUUGGGGUCAAACCGGGCCCCUGGGCGGAACCGCGGCUAUGCACCAUCAAAACAAAAUGCCCGGCGUCGGUCCCGGUAACGGAACCGCUUGGGACGAACCCUCGCCACCCUCGCAAAGGCGUACCAUGCCCAACUACGACGACGGAACCUCUUUGUGGGGCAAUCCCCAACCAGGUUCUCACUGGAAAGAUCUGCCCACAGGCGCAGGCGGUAUGGGCGGUCGCGGAGGUGGGCCCACCGGCCCGCCUGGUAUGGCGCCGUCCCGCGGAGGCGGCCUAAAACCCGACGGGUCGGUGUGGGGCGGCGGCCCGGGCGGUGCCGGCGUCGGCCGCGGCAACGGAUGGGACGACGUGGGAGCCGGACCGACCGCCGGCGGUGGCGGUUGGGAUGACCCGAGCGUCGGCCCGUGGCCUAAGCAAAAAAUUCCCGGCGCCGCCGGUGGACUGUGGGACGCGGGAGAUUUAGACUGGGGCCACAAGCAGAGUAUCAAACCCCAACUGACCAAGGAAAUGGUCUGGAAUUCAAAGCAAUUCAGGACACUGGUGGAUAUGGGCCACAAGAAAGAGGACGUAGAGAACGCCCUACGCAUGCGCGAAAUGAACUUCGACGAAGCUUUGGACAUGCUGAGUCUUCCGCGCAAUCGCACCGAUCCUGGCUGGAUGAGCCGUCACGACGACCACUACGACCAUCCGCAGUUCCCGGCCAUGGGGGCGCAGCGCGGAUUCCCAAAUGUCGGGCCCGCGAAUCCUUUGUCGAACGCGUUCCCCCCGAACAACCCGCCAAAUCUAUUGAAUAAUAUGGCCGGCGCCGGCGGUCAGUCGAACAGUUCGCUAAUUAACAACAUUUCCCCCGCGAUAAUGCAAAAGAUGUUGACGCAACAAGGGGGAGUGGGCGGGGCGGCCCAAAGCUUCGGCGGAGCGCCGGCCGGCGGACGUCCCCUGCAACCUCAGUCUCAGCCCUCCACCCAGCAGCUCAGAAUGCUCGUGCAGCAGAUUCAGAUGGCAGUUCAAACGGGAUACUUGAAUCAUCAGAUCCUAAACCAGCCUCUGGCUCCUCAAACGUUGGUCCUCCUGAACCAGCUGCUGCAGCAAAUCAAGACAUUGCAUCAGCUGAACAACCAGCACCAGUUGGCGGCCGGCUCGGGCAAAGGAAACCUGAGCAACAACGUGCUUUUGAAUUAUUCCGUAAUGAUAACGAAAACCAAGCAGCAAAUUUUGAAUAUUCAGAACCAAAUCCAGGCGCAACAAGCCCUCUACGUCAAGCAGCAGCAAAACAGCGGCAACAUCGGUUACGAUUCGUUCAAGGCGAACACGAUGCAUGACACGAUCCACGCGCUCCAAGGCAACUUUGCCGAAUUGGGCAUCGCAAAAGAAUCCCAAGUGAAUCAGCAGCAGUCGAGACUUAACCAGUGGAUAAACAAAGAUAAGGAGGAGAACGGCGAGUUUAGUCGCGCUCCAGGCUCAUCUUCCAAGCCCGUCGCUACCUCCCCCAAUAUGGCUCCCCUCGGAUUGACCCAGCCCGACGGACCAUGGUCGACGGGUCGCACUGGGGACACCGGAUGGCCCGAUUCUAGCGGUGGUGAUUCUUCGAAUGAAAAAGACGCACAGUGGGCAACGACUGCUCAACCUUCCCUGACUGAUCUCGUACCUGAAUUUGAACCCGGAAAACCGUGGAAGGGCAAUCAGAUUAAGAUAGAAGACGAUCCCAGUAUUACGCCCGGUUCGGUGGUGCGUUCGCCGUUGUCAAUUGCCACCAUAAAGGAUAACGAACUGUUCAGCAUGAACACGAGCAAAAGUCCGCCGGUCAGCGACGCCAUGCAGUCCUUGAGUCUCAGCUCGUCUACUUGGAGUUUCAACCCCCCCUCUACCUCUAGCGCGUUUACGAGCAGCCCCCAAAUCAAACUGCCCACCAGCAAGGGCGGUCUCGCCGACCUGAACCCAUCAAUGGCAAUCACGUCUGAGCUCUGGGGCGCGCCCAAGUCGCGUGGGCCGCCGCCCGGUCUUUCCGGCAAGGGGGGCGGCGGCGGCGGCGCCCCCCUCGCCAACGGCUGGUCGAGCAACAUCGCGGGAUCCGUGCCCUGGGGCGGGGCUUCGGGCAGCGCCGCCCAGCGUAACUCUGGCAACUGGGGCGUUUCCCAGUCUCAGUGGCUGCUACUUAGGAACUUGACGGCCCAGAUCGACGGUUCGACUCUACGCACAUUGUGCAUGCAGCACGGCCCGUUGCAAAGUUUCCAUCUGCACCUACAUCAGGGUUUCGCGCUUGCCAAGUAUUCGUCGCGCGAGGAAGCCACCAAGGCGCAGACCGCGCUGAACAAUUGCGUCCUCGGCAACACGACGAUCCUCGCGGAGAAUCCGACCGACUGGGACGCGAGCACCCUGCUGCAGAGCAUUGCCAACCAGCAGGGCGCGUCGUCGGGCGGAUGGCGGGCCUCCUCUACGAAACCGGGCGUGUCGGCCGGAGACACGUGGAGUACCGGUUGGCCAAACAACCCGUCCGGAGUCGGCCUGUGGGCGACCACGUCGCUCGACUCGAACGAUCCCGCCCGGGCCACGCCCGCCAGCCUGAAUUCUUUUUUGCCGAACGACCUCUUGGGCGGUGAGUCUAUGUAAAAAAGAUGGAACGCAUUCGACAAAAAGCAAAUAAAAAAAACUGAACAAACAAUCCGAGAGAGACUACACAAAAACGGUUAUUCCUAAAACUGAGAUAUAAGUAAGUGUGGAUGGGAAAAAAUUUUUAUUGAUGUUUUAAAAGUUUUUUUUAUUAUUAUUAUUAUUAUUGAUUAUUGAUUAUUAAUAAUUAUUAUUGUAGAUUCGACUAUAAAAUUUUUGAAAUGAUAUUUAUUAUACUAAUUGAUUUAAGACACUUGGACUUUUUAAAGCGCUGUAGGUGUAGACAUAUCGCUACUUUUAAUUUUCACGGUGAUGUAGUUUUCGUUAGGAAGUUUUGUUUAUUUUUUUUUUAAUUUUCUUAAGUUACGGAUUAAAGAUUAAGGUUAUGCGGCGAUGCCAAAUGUACACUGUUCGUUUAAGGUUUCGCGGCGGCACGGCUCACGAUUGAUAUUUUUAAAAAGAGACAUUAAGGAAAACCUUUAACGUUUUCUGCCCACAGUACAUUUGACCUACUUCGAUUUUGAGGCGGACCGUGCGCGAAAUCCGGAAUUGCGUUAUUUUUAAUUUUUUCCCCUCUUUAAUUUACGGAGUCGUUGCCAUUUAGUUUUUCGUUUUUUUUUUUCUUUAUUAUUAAUAUUAUUAAUUAUUAUUGGAGCCUAGUGUAUGUUUUGCUGAUCAGACAUUUCGGACGAGCGAAUAAGUAUUAGCUUUGAAUCACUAUUUUCUAGCGACUUAAAAAGAAAACAGACGAAACAUGAGACGAGAACGACCCCGGUCGUUUUCCGUUUGUUCUUUUUCCUCAUCUUAUUUUUGGAGAAUAAUUAUAGAAAGUUUCCGUUUUGGUCCCACGCUCAAUUUCGAAACGCACCGGUGCGUGUCGCGUAUUUAAUCGAAAGAAAUGAAUUUGUAACCCAAACUAGUCCCGAUAAAGCAAGGUUUAUAGUAAUAUAUUGUAUAAUUGAAUAUAUAUAUUAUAUAUGUGACCAAACUCAUUACAUUUUUAUAUAUUUCAAAUUUGUAGCUUAGACUUUUCUCUCGUAUUAAGAUAUUUUCCUAUAUAUUAACGAUUUUCAUAUUAUAUUAAUGUUAUUUUGUUUGUUUAAUCGUAAUCUAAACGAGUACCUAAGUUUGUAUGUGUUACAAGUAUCCCAGUAUGGUUAACGCGUGGGGGGCCGCGACCCCUUUCCUCCCUCCCCGCCCUCCAUGGCGGGCGCUAGAGGGCGUGCGCGAGAGUUUCCCAAAACGCGGCCCUUGGAAAGCAAAAAAAACCUGUGAUCUUCAAUUCCUGAUAUAUCAAGUUACGCACUCAUAAAACGGAAAACGUUUUCUAUGUACGUUGUUGCGGAAUAAUUUUUUCCGAUUUUUUUGGGGGGCAGUCGGUAGGCGCCUCGCCCCCUUCCCCCCCAGAAAACGACAGACACCACACAAUCAGUUUAUUAGACUGCACCCGCUAAAUGGAAAGUAUUCUUAAAUAAAUUUUAGUAAUAAAUGAACCCUUAAAAAUUCAAACCAAUAUAUCUUAAUUAAUAAAAAAAAAGUAUAUAUAUUAUAUUGUACCCUUAAAAUAUAACUGUGUUUCUGUGUAUAAUGGAUGUGUUUAGCAGUAGAAGACUUUGGAUAUCGUUACAUUUUAGUCUAAAAUACUGUGAUUUUUUCAAUCACGUUAAAAUGAAAAAUAACAAAAAUGUGUUAUCGUGGUGUUCAUAAGAUAUUGAGAUUCAACUUUAUAUAGCUAACAGAGUGUGUGAUUGGCAGGUGUCGUGCGUCAGACUAACCUCUCCGUUUCGUCGGGCUGGUACGGCGGGGGCGUUCCACGGGUCAAUCGCAAAUGGAAUUCUUUUUUUUUUUGCUGCUUUCGUUGCAAUCUCUUUGAACGAGGUCCCUUCGCGCAUAAGAAAACAAUUCGCCCGACAAUUUCUAGGGGGCGCGACAAGCGGGACUGAGCAAAUCUUGAUCCUCGUUUAGGAUGAGUAUGGACGCGAUAUAUUUUAACGCUCUAAGGGCUAGAGACACCGGCUGCACGUCCGCGUGCAGUAACUCCCACUUCUAAGAGAUUGUUUCGCUUAGGUUAAGUUUAAGCAAGGCCUUAACAAACUUUACUACUUAAAGCCAUUGGCUACAAAAAUAAAACGUACCGGCGCGGAUCGGUGUGUCAAAUUCCGCGGCAGCUAUUUUGAUCCGCGCGUCCGGCGAUCGUCGAAGAGUGUGUGUCAUUCUAGUCUCGUAUGUCUUGGUUUAUUUGCGAACGUCCAUUUGCGCGUGGCACCUACAAAACGGAACUCUAGUGGAAAAAGACUGAUGCAGAUCUUUAAUUUUUACAAUUGCGACUACGAUGCAUUUAAAAGUGUUUUUAGGUCCAGGAACGCCUCCCCCAUAGCGCAUGUCCGGUGUGACGGUGGUGUGUGUACCUGUUCGAAGGAGCCUAAUCAGUUAGGCGCCUUCGAUGGUUCGAUAUCAAAACGCAAGAUUGAAUUAAUUGACGGUUUUUUUUUUUAAAGAAGUACAUAACUGUGCUGUGACUCUUAAGUGGCUUUUUAAUUUUUAAAAAUAACUACGAAAAAAACUAAAAAAAAAAUGUUUUGUUUAGGAAGCUGUUUUCUUACUUAAAGCUUUCGAUUAGCUUUUAACGGUGAGAUUGGGCGCUCGUUUGACGGUUUGAAAAUCUCUCGUUCAAUAUGUCAUAUCGUGUAGAAAAACAAUGGAACAAUAAUCGUAAUGAAUUUAUCAAAGCUAAACAUAUUCUUACAGAGCUAAAGAGAGAGAAGCGCGGUAAUCGUCUAAGGUUUUUAUUUUUUUAUAAUAUUAAGGGGUGUUUAAAUUCGAGAAACGAGCGCUUGUCAAUAUUAUACAAUUAUAUGGUGCAAAAUAAGCGAGAAACCACAAAAAAAAAUACAGUGGGUUUUCUUUCCGGGAGGGUUUCUCACUGCUUUAACCUAAAAAAGUCAAACAUGAAAAAGACGCUUUAUCUCAACCUCCCGCUAAAGGUAGGGGCCCACCUUGUAAGUUCCAAUAGAGAAUAUUAGUAUCUUAUUGCCAAUUUACAUUUUAGUAUAUAUGUAUUAGAAAGUAGAUAUUACGAUAUUAAUUAAUAUUUAAGAAACUUGGUAGUAGGGAUUAUAAUGUGUGUUCUUAUAUAAUCGGACAACCACAAUUCUCUGAAUCAUACACCCACACACCUACACAUACACAUGUAUUCACUUAAGGUGUAUUAAGUAAUGUAAAGUUUCUCACCUUCCCCCAGCAGCCGAUUACAUAAUGUACGAAGCCUAGGUGUUAAUCAUUGGCGUUGCCCGAAAACUGGAAAUUUAUUUCAAGCAAGACAGUCAAAUUGUGACAUUUACAUCACUACCGUAUGGCGUGAACGUUCCAGGCGAUAAAUUAAUGUUGGCAUCAUCGCCAUUAGCGGAAUGCAAACCAUACGGUAGUUUAUUGUGUUGGAAAAGUUAAGUGAGAACGGUUGUUGUGUUAAAAUUAAAUGCGCCCAAAGACCGUUACUUUAUUGUGUUGGAAAAGUUAAGUGAGAACGGUUGUUGUGUUAAAAUUAAAUGCGCCCAAAGACCGUUACUUAACAUCGGCACGUGGCAUUACCUAUCCGAAAUUGUUUAAUAUUUUCUAUAACUUUGACGUUGACGGCGAUCCGUCGGGAGUUUUAUCUCCUACCGUGUAAUUAAAAAUUGACGAGGUAAAUAAAAUCGGUUCUGUAAAUUUCGAAAGCGCUAAUGGUUUUUCUCAGAGUACAAUAGUGACCAUUCGAAUCAGCUAAUAGUUCGCUGUGGCCGUGCAAAAAUCGCAAUUUUUCGUCCGCGAACUCGGGUCGGUAAAACAGAAAACCGUUUACGAACAGAACAAUGUCAGAUACUAUUUUCGCAUAGGACUAAUACUCCUAGAAGGCUGAUAGAGAAGGGUAUGAGGGGUUGGGAUGAUAUGAGUAUGUAAUGAGAGUUAGAGAGAGUUAUAUACUCGCACUGCUGUUUCUUGUGUACCUACAAACUCUACCCAAAAAUCCUUUUAUUGUUUUUUUGGUAGUACACAAACACUUGCGCAAUAAUCUCUGAACACUAGAGGUUCUUUGUGACGCAUGGAUGUUCUGCUUCUUUCCGAACCAGCCUUCUAGGAAUGUUAAUUGUAUGUUUUUUGCGUUAAGCUAGGUUGUCUAGACAAACGAGGAAGUGGGUUUUAAAUCGUCCGGAAUAAUGAAUUUUUUUACUUCGCGGCUUUUAGCGACGCGUAGCGGCAGCGGUACAUUCACAGAAUUACGCGUUCCAAAAUCUCGAACGAGUUUUUCCGUUACCUGACGACUUGCAAUACUAAAACUAGCAGCAACGAAAUUUUACCAUUCACGUACAAUCAUCGUAGCAAAUAUAUGAUAGAGUAAAACGAGCGUGAAAGUUAAUGAUAAAUCCGCCAGAGGAAGCGUAGCAACUCCAACCUAGCGAAAAACACAAAAAAAGAAAACCGUUAGUAUUUGAUUUUAGAUUUUACAGUAUUUGUGAUCAAAGUGCCACUUGUGUUUUCAAGUAUAUAAUAUUUAAUCAUCGCCACUAAAAACUAUAUUAUAUAUCUUAUAUAUUAUCGUUUAAAGAAUUAUAUUAUAUGAACUAUCUAAUGGUAAUUACGGCGCAGCGUUGCCGAUAGCGCAGUAGUUUAUUCUUGGUGUUCGGUAGUUGUAAGGACUUGCUGUGUGUGUAUAUUUAACAAAAAACCACCCGGAAUACGGAACAUUGUUCCUCUUACGAGACUUACCGUUUUAAACGUUAUGCUUUUGGGGCAGCGGCGUACACACUCCAUUUGAUCUCAAUAUAUCAAAAUUAGUAUUCGUGCAGCAUACCGGUUGUUGCCCGGCGCCUUUACCGUCUCUAUUUUGAAUCGAUGUCUGCUUGUGUGCGAGUGAACUUCUGCUGUUGUAAAAAUUAAGACUACGAAAUGCCAAAGUCCGAGCGAGCGUUGCAAUUUUUUUCAUUUUCUUUGCUCCCGUUGCGCGAAUGAAUGGUUAAAACACGUACGGUUGUCAGUCGGUGACAGCUAACGCACCCACGUCUUAUUGCAACAUUGACAAGGUCACAUUGAAGUCUGCCAAAAAAAGUAACCUUGACUUACAUAGAUUUAAUGUGCGAUUAUUUUUUACGGAUCGGCAAUAAAUUUAGUUUUUAAACACGUAUCGGAAAAAUUCCCGACAUUUUUAGAAGAAAAAAAACGACGACAGGUGUCAUUUUUAAUAAGCGUAACGGACAAGCAACAGCACUUGUCGCGACGAAGAAAUCCUCUUGCUUUAAAUAGAAUUUAAAGGGUUUAGCGCAAUGUUCACCAGAAACACUUGAUAAUACCAAAUGAUGUGCCUCUUUGACUUGUUAUAAAACAUUGUAAAAAAAUCGUAAAUAAUUUUACAAUACUUACUUAUCGUGACCUGCUUGGUCUCAGUCUUAUCCCGAUUAUAAAUGUCUUUAAUAGGCUCUACUAAGCUUUAAGGGUGGAGAGGUGUAAAUUAAAAACAUCGAUUGUUGCGUGUAUGGGGGGUGCAACAGUGCGACCCCCUUGUAGCCAAUGCGAUGGAACUUAUGCCCUGCUAGUUCGCGCGAACGUAUCUGCUGACGCAAAAAAAAUUGAUGUCACGUCUAAGUCGAAAAAUGGUUGGUGGGUAAAAUGUAAUAAGUAUACUUAACAGUGAAAUGAAACGUUACUUAAUCUAGAGGCAGCAUUUAGUCAGAUAAAAGCUAGUAUUAUGUCAUCAAUGACGAAAGUUGUGUACUCACAUAACUGUGCAAUACUUCUUUCCUUUUUCAAGUAUUAUUUUUAUUUUUAAUUGUUUUUUCGUUUAGGCGAGACCCUUUCGUUUCAGUCAGACGACGGGCGUCUCCGGUUCGUUCCAUAUUUUUUGCUCUAAAGUUUUCUGCAGUCUUGUUCGACUCGCUGCACAGAGUUCUCUUGCCAUCACCUAUUACCGAGAUUUUAACACUUGUCACUUAAUACCAAAGACCUCGAAGUGUCAUAUUUAAUCGCCGAGUUUUGUUCGUUUAACAAAUUUCUUUGGAAUUUCCGCCAAAUUCUUCCAACAAAGGUUGUGAUAGUUGUAGUGUUUUUAGUGCUUUUUUUGUUUCACGUGCUGAUUUUUUUUAUUGUAACCUUCCACGUGAUGGUGACUUUCGAUUGCGUUUUUUUUUGACAGCACAAACUCAAGUGCCUAUACGUAUAUAUGUGCAAUUCAAAUGAAAAAAAAAACACGGGCCUGACUCUUAGACAGGGUUUAAACAUAUUUAGGCGAAUUGAUUGUAUAUUUAAAUACAUAACAAAAAAAAAUGGCUACGGUUAGCUCCCACUGUUGUAUAAAUCCACAGAAAAAUAGUCAAAUGUAGUACUACGUAAGGAUGUGAUUUUGAUUCGAGUUAUUUGAACGAAGACAGAAGCAAGUAUAUUUUCCAUCGCUUCUGCGACAAAAUAAACGGGCCCCGCCCCUUUCCGAUAUACUUGCUUGUGUUUUAGCGAUAUGUUGAAAUGUUAUUUUGUCGUUCUCGCGAUGCAGAGAUAAAAGCUAGCAAGGUACUGCCAACUAUUGUAAAAAGAUAUUGUAUGUCCUAAUAUAAUAAAAAAAAGAGUUUUAUCUGUAGGUUAAUUGUACCAUAACGGUUACUCUAUUUGUCGCUACUAACACGGAUAUUUUUCUGACCCGGUACGCAUAAAUCAAUUAGGUAGUCGUGGGGUAGUGAAAAAAAAAUUGAACGUUAGGCCCUCAAUCUCAGGUUAAGAGUUUAUUAUCGCUCUUUCUAGAAUCGUAAGACUUUUAAAAUUAAGUGAACCACUGAAUUUAACAUUCCUUAAGUAAGCAUUGAUUCUUCUAAGUUUAUUCUUCAUCGGUUGUUGUGUUUCCUGUGUUCUCCAGAAGCAUUUCUUUCUUUUUUUUGUCAGACAAAAAGUUACCUACACGCGUUUAGUCAAAUCAAAACUGACGAUUUUUGGUUUUUCUACCGAAUCAAAACAGUAAAUGCCUUAAAAUGACAAACAGGUGUGCUCUCUCUCUCUCUAUGUAGUUUAUUUCUCUAGUUUAAGGUAGGUUAGGUUAUUGAGUUCAAGCGCCAUCUAAUGGCCCGAAAGACUGUAGAGGGAUACCAGGUGAUUAAGGUCGUUCCCGGAUAAGGAACAGCUUUAUGACUGUAUCCGUUUCUUAUCCGGGUCCGAUCUUAAAAUUAACUUAAUAUAAGACUUCCGCAGUGGCGAAGUAAGAGAGAACACUAGGUCCUUAGUAAUUGUUGGAAAGGUGCUCCGAUGGGAAAAGUUACGGAAUCUCUGAACCCCUCCCGUCCCCAUCAUGGUAUUUUCUACAACGUUUUAGUUCGUUCGAAAUUUGGAAUUCUAAACCCGUCAUAUCAUUCAGUACAGAUGGAAAAAGUAUCGGUCGACUAACUAUUGAAAAUGAAACGUGCCAAAAUUUUGUUUGCUUAGAAACCUUUUGCUCAUAGCGAUGGUAGGCGUUGUCCCUGCGAUCGCAUACGCUUACUUGCUGUGUAUAUUAACUUAUAAUGCAAUAUAUAUGUGUAUAUAUUGGCUGGUGAAAACUUGUACAAUUGUUAUAAUUUCAUAGUAUAUAUUAUGUAAAAAAUUACUUAAUUCAUAGGUUAGGGAAUAUGUUACGUAUUUAAAUUAGUAGUAUUAAUUUAAAAAAAAAAUAGAAAAAAAACCGCAAUCAGCAGAUACUCCGUCGAGACUAGCAGGGGAUAGUUUUUACAUCUUCGUUACUAAAAAAAAAACAAAACAAAACAAAACUGUGACGUCAUAGCCCGCGUGUUUGGUUUACCUAAACGAAAAGUAGUAAGCCUCUUAUUUUUCUAAAGGCUUUACCGGCUGUUCUUAUUAACGCUUGUUCCCAACAAUGGAAAACGGAAAAUUUUCGAAAUUGAAUUUUGUUGAUUCGUCGACUGUUUACAUUUUACUCUGUAGAUGUCUUAUUUGUGAUUCCCAUUGAUUUGUGAUAUAAGUACAAUGUUUUGUGAUAUGUGGAUAAUUAUUUAGUGUACUUUGCGUAGUUGCUUUAAGUAGUGAAAUUCCGAAUAAAACCAAAAAAAAGGAACGCGGUGCGAAUUGAGAUUUUUUUUUUGAAAGGAAUGUUUCGUGCGUGCUUCUCAAUCUCGCACCAAAAAAGGAAGUAAAACAAAAAUCAAAUAAUUGUUGUUCUCGGCGGCGAUUUGCACCGCCCCAACACCUCCCCCCCCACGUCCCCCGCCACACGAGAAAGCCGUUCUAAACAAAACGUUCGAAGUAAAAUGUAAACAGAAUUGCGAUCGUUGUUUCGUAGCAUCACAUGACUUAGUUAAUACCCGUAUAUUUAUUCUUGUAACGAAAUGGCCUAAAACAAGUUCCCUCCUGUUAAAUCUAGUCCAUACAUUUGAUGUCUGAUAAACUAUUCUUAUUUGUAUAUGUUGCAUCAUUCGAUGGCAUUAUAGAAUUUGAUCAGUUGCUACUAUUACUAGUUCCUUGUCUUAAAAAAAUCCGCGACUUAGUGGUCGUAUACUUGCACAUUUCAUAUGUAGGUUGUGUUCAAAGUCAAAUUUUGCGUUCCCGCUUCGAAAUUACGUAGCGAAUCGAAUAAGGCAAUACGAUCAUUUUCCUCCGUUAACACUGUUCAAGUAUGUGAUAUCGCUGACAAUUUAAAAUUUAUAUAAAUUUUCUCUACCGUUAUCUAGCAAAAGAACAUCGCUGUCUUUAAUAAAUUUAUUAGAGUGACGCAAGUUUGCGGUAUUCGGAACUAAAUCUAGGCUUACAUAGUGUCUUAAUUGACAUUUAUAGUGAUGAUUUUAGACGUACUAAAGUGUUGCGCCAGACGUGUUGAUAAAUUUUUAGAACAAAAAAUCACGGAGCUUACUACAUGUUCUUAGCGUUGUUCAGCUCUAUUGUCGCGUCAAAAGUCUUCAAACGCGAACGCAAUAGUAGUAGUUCCUGCGCUAAGCGAGUCUGUGGACUAGUACGGACAGUCCGAUCUGACAUACGAAUCUCUUGACAUGUUGGCAAUAAAUAAAACGCCACAACGUAAAAUUGUCACUAGGAGGGUAAACUCAGGGACCAGGCCAAAAGUCACGGUGAUAUCAAGUUAGACAAAAUUAAGAAAAUCAAAUCAGAUGAUGAAUUACACCCCUCAAAUAAUAAAUAUAAUAAAAAAAUACAUUUCAAUAAAUUAUAAUAUUAAGAACUCAAUUGUAUGUUGUAGAAAAUUGUUUAAAUUUCUGUAUAAAUAUUUUGAGAAUUAUUAAUGAAGCAAAAACUACCCGACUGCACUGUUGUCGAUAAAUAUUAAUUCUAAAUUUUUAUUGAUGAUAUGAUAAUGCCUAUAUUAUAUGUGAGUCCAAUCAAGUCUCCCACAAUAAGCCAUACAGUGCAGAUGGGCGCCUAGGUUUAGGAUAGGUUAUGUAAGUGCUUUUGAACAACGUUGUGUUGUUAAUGCUCUGUACUUGUAACCCAAAUGACCAGUAUGCAUUCAGUAAUAAAGGUUGUCUUAAAUGUA
Cylas formicarius (sweet potato weevil) is the source of this 14463-nucleotide messenger RNA. RefSeq names its product protein Gawky (gene gw). The record is from RefSeq and is a predicted model, not a curated record. Lineage: Eukaryota; Metazoa; Arthropoda; Insecta; Coleoptera; Brentidae. Gene Ontology annotation, molecular function: protein binding; RNA binding. Gene Ontology annotation, biological process: miRNA-mediated gene silencing by inhibition of translation; positive regulation of nuclear-transcribed mRNA poly(A) tail shortening. Gene Ontology annotation, cellular component: P-body; nucleoplasm. The transcript has 18 exons. The coding region runs from base 660 to 4976 and encodes 1438 amino acids.